AUGGCCCCUCCUGUACCCACGGCAACCGAGACUUUCAUCGCCAGUCUGACACAGACGCUGAGAAGGUCAGCCUACCGAUCCGACUCCCGCUGGGUCGUGAGCUCGUACAGUGAGCUCACUGAGCACGAGCAACGCCUUAAGGCUCGGGAGAGAACUGCCGAUGAGUCGACCGUCCUGAUCGGCACGCUUCUGCGCGAUGCCGAAGUAUCCCGCAAGAGAUCAGCCAACGGCGAUGUCCGGCCAGUGGCUCAACACCGACGACAAGGCGCCCCAGUCUACCUCAAGAUCAACAUAAAUUGGCAGCUGGAAAACAUCGUGUUCAUGCUGUGCGACUGCAAGGGUGCCAACUUCGGCCCUCACAUCGACUUCGAAAUGAGGGAAGGAUACCAUCUCGGUCUGGCCAAAGGCCUGUGCACUGCCAACUGGGACGCAUCAGAGAGGCGUCGAAUUGGCGCACAGAACACCCAACAGCAGAAUCUUGGGGGUAGAGAGACGGACGAAGUCAACUUACCAGGGCAGGCAGAUCUUGCAGCAAUCGCCGGUCAGCCCACAACCGCCAUCGACGAUAACGUCGACCUGACCCAGCUCAUCCGCAUCCGCUUCUGCCAGGACCUCUAG
This is a messenger RNA of Colletotrichum karsti, 618 nucleotides long. RefSeq lists its product as uncharacterized. NCBI's taxonomy places the organism in Eukaryota, Fungi, Ascomycota, Sordariomycetes, Glomerellales, Glomerellaceae. The record is from RefSeq and is a predicted model, not a curated record. The transcript has 3 exons. The coding region runs from base 1 to 618 and encodes 205 amino acids.